Messenger RNA from Hippocampus zosterae (dwarf seahorse), 3477 nucleotides. It is a transcript of the gene pias1b, whose product is annotated as protein inhibitor of activated STAT, 1b. Bases 22 to 1998 code for a protein of 658 amino acids. The transcript is spliced from 14 exons. Lineage: Eukaryota; Metazoa; Chordata; Actinopteri; Syngnathiformes; Syngnathidae. Gene Ontology annotation, biological process: regulation of transcription by RNA polymerase II; protein sumoylation. The record is from RefSeq and is a predicted model, not a curated record. Gene Ontology annotation, molecular function: zinc ion binding; SUMO ligase activity; transcription coregulator activity.
CCCCGAGGACUGCUGUUGCGCAUGCGUACACAAUGUCACAAGAUGGCGGAGAGUACGGAACUGAAGCAAAUGGUAAUGAGCCUUCGAGUUUCAGAGCUGCAAGUCUUGUUGGGUUUUGCUGGACGAAAUAAGCACGGGCGCAAACACGAACUUUUGACCAAAGCGCUGCACUUAGUAAAGGCUGGCUGCAGCCCUGCCAUGCAGAUGAAGAUUAAAGAGCUCUACAGACGGAGAUUCCCAACAAAAAUGGUUUCGCCGGUGGACCUCGCUCUGCCCGGCGUCCAUUCCGCCUCCGGCCUUCCUGCGGGCCUCUUUGACAGCCAUGGUUCCCCCUCGCCGCUGUUGCCUGUUUCAUUGCUCGGCCCCAAGCAUGAGCUCAGUCUGCCUCACUUGCCCUCCACCCUCCACCCCGUUCACCCCGAUGUCAAACUGCAGAGAUUGCCAUUCUACGAUGUGCUCGACGAGCUCAUUAAGCCCACCAGUCUGACCUCCGACAACAGUCAGCGUUUCCAGGAAGCUUGUUAUGCCUUCGCUUUAUCGCCGCUACAAGUUCAACAGAUCAGCAGCUCCAUGGACAUAUCGGGGACCAAAUGUGACUUUGCUGUUCAAGUCCAAUUAAGGUUUUGUCUGUCAGAGACGAGUUGUCCCCAGGAAGAUCAUUUCCCUCCAAAUCUGUGCGUGAAGGUGAAUGGAAAGCCGUGCAAUCUCCCCGGGUAUCUCCCCCCCACCAAAAAUGGAGUUGAACCAAAAAGACCCAGUCGCCCCAUAAACAUAACCUCCCUUGUGCGACUGUCCACGACAGUCCCCAACACAAUUGUUGUAUCGUGGACUUCGGAAAUUGGGAGGAGUUUUUCCAUGGCUGUUUAUUUGGUAAUGCAGCAGUCGUCCGCAGUGUUGUUGCAACGACUACGAGCCAGAGGAAUCAGAAACCCUGACCACUCGAGAGCUUUGAUCAAAGAGAAAUUGACAGCUGACCCGGAGAGCGAGAUCGCCACCACUAGUCUACGAGUGUCUCUUCUGUGUCCUCUUGGAAAGAUGAGGCUGACAAUCGCAUGCCGAGCGUUGACAUGCUCCCACCUCCAGUGCUUUGACGCUACGCUUUAUAUCCAAAUGAAUGAGAAGAAGCCCACAUGGGUGUGUCCAGUGUGUGACAAGAAGGCGCCAUACGAGCACCUUAUUAUUGAUGGAUUGUUUAUGGAAAUCCUGAACAGCUGUUCUGACUGUGAUGAAAUUCAGUUCAAAGAAGAUGGAAGUUGGGCGCCCAUGAGGUCAAAAAAACAAGUGCAGGAGGUGUCUGGCCCCUUCUAUGGAGUAGACAACGACGUGCCUAAAACCGAAAGCCAUGAGCAGAAAUGCGGGUCGGCCAAUGAGAAGAGUAAAAAAGUCGAUGUGAUAGACCUGACACUGGACAGCUCGUCGGAAGAUGAGCUGGAUGAUGAGCCGCCUCCGAAAAGGCCUUCGCUGUCGCCCAUCUCUCCGCCGCCAACAAAGGGAGUGCUGAACCUUCACAACCAGACGUCACCGGUGACGAGAGCUCCCAGCAUGCCCCCCUUAGAGACCAGCUACAUUCCUCCUCCGCCACCACUCAUUCAGGACUACCGCCACUUCUAUCACUCAGCUAGUGACUUGCCAGAUCUAAAUUUUUUCUCCUUCCUCCAAGGCGACAAUCAGCAUUACAACAUGGUGAUGGCUGCCGCUGCGGCCGCAUCAGCCUCGGCGUCAGAGGACUCGGACCUGCUACUCAACCGCUACCUGCCGUAUGGCUCGACCCCCUUGUUGCGGGAUCCGCCGGGCACGCCGGGCAGCAGUACGCUGGCAGCCACUAACGGAGGCAGCAACAGCGGCAGCACCAGCAGUUUGGUGUCUUCCAGCAGUCUGCGGGACAAAGACCGAGAACGCGACAGGGACAGCCACGCCAUCUCGGGAUUGUCGAGGUCCUCGGUGGAGGCGGCGGCGGCUAUUUAUGGCUCAAUAUCUGACGUCAUCUCUCUGGAUUAGAUCCUCACAAAACUGAUGCACAAGGGAGACAUUGAAACAAGAUCUUUGUAAAUACGGAGAGUUGAAAGUAUACAGUACUAUGUACAGAGAGGAAAAAUCUAUUUUCAAUUUACUUAUCAUGUAUAUAAACUUAGGACACUUCCUGUCCAGUUGGUCGCUUCAGUUCAAUAUUUUCUGUGAAUACUGAAGACUUUUUCACACCUCUUCAUGUGGUCCUUUGAUUAUAUUGUACCUUUUGUACUUGGUUUUUACAGUUUUGUUUUCAAUAUUCCAUGUCAAUGGCAUUAGUUUAUUAGAUUAUGUGCACAGAACCCUCAUGAGGUGAGACCUUAUGGAACAUGACAUUUAGCAUCAAAAGAAAAUGGGCAUUGUCGCCGGUGUUCACAAAGACAAGUUGCAGCAAAUGAGGAAAAAAGGGUAACUUUUUUUUCUAAAAAUUGCACAGUUUCUGUUAUAAAAAAAUGCAGAAAGUCUUUUGCCAUCACUGUAGACAUUCAUGCUAUGGUCAUGUUAUUUUAAGGACUUAUUUAUAAUAUAAGUUAUGUUUGAAUACUGUUAUGUUUUUUAAAAAGCAUUCCCCUUUUCUCAAACUGUUGCCACUAGAAAUACAAAACAGGUCCUUCUAUGUUGUUACUUUGCUCUUGCUUGUCAUUUUGAGUGAGAUCAAACUGAUUUUUAUCCAUCAUGAAUUGAAGCUAAGAAUAUAUAAUCAGUAUUGUAGGGAAAUUCUUCCUCAGUGUGUGUGUGUGUGUGUGAAUGAAUGGUUUUGACCAGUAAGCGGGUAGAAAACAGAAAUGUACAUGUUUUCUUCCGCCUUGCUGCUCUGCAUUCAUUUUGCAUUCGAUCAGUGUCAGCAAAGUGAAAAAGACUUACUCUCCGCUCAGAUUCAUAUUUAAUUCAACAAAUAGAUGUGAUGCGUGCUUAUUUGUUUGUUUUUGAGCACUUGCUUUCUCCUUUUAGGCUACACAGAAGUGAAGCAUUAACCAGUAGCAACCACUCUGAGAGCAGUUUGUGUCUGUGAAAAUGAAAAUUCUCUCAACGCUCACCUGUUAAAUGGCUUUUCGUUCGCUUUGAGAAGCCAUACGUUAUUUUGUGAUUUCUUUUGUCAACUUACAAGAUAUUUUGGGACAUCAUCUCCACACCCCGUUGUAGCCCAACUAUUGCAAGUCAACAUGAACAGAUUUCUUUCCCCUCAACUUAUGCUUACAAUUACUAUUAUUUAUUAUAUAUUUUCAGCAUUUGUUUGAUUGGUGGCUAUGCAUUUCUGUCAUUGUAUGUAAUAUUUUUUUUGUAAUGAUAUAAUUAAUGCUAUUUAAAAACUGUCAUUGUUGCUUGACAUGCAUUGUAACAUUUUCAGUUUCUGUCCGUUUUACCUAUCAGAUGAUGUCAAUAACUCUCAAUAGAGGCUUUGAGCAUUUUGAACCGCUAAGAGGUCUACUGUGCUGUUUGAUAUUUAUAAGAAUUAAACAGGAAAAUGUG